Messenger RNA from Staurois parvus, 1047 nucleotides. NCBI's taxonomy places the organism in Eukaryota, Metazoa, Chordata, Amphibia, Anura, Ranidae. The record is from the annotation of a GenBank genome assembly.
AUGCUGCUCUCCAAAUUCGGCUCCCUGGCACACAUGUGUAGUCCGACCAGCAUGGAUCACCUACCGGUGAAGAUCCUCCAGACAGGUACGGCACGGGGCACUUACCGGCCUCCGACACCGACCUCCCCGACACCUUCACUCAUUUCUCCUCUCGUUACAGUCAAGCCGGACAAGGAGCCCUUCGACAAGGUCUACCAGGUGGGGGCCGUGCUGGGCAGCGGGGGCUUCGGCACCGUCUACUCCGGGAGCAGGAUCGCUGAUGGACUACCGGUUGCAGUGAAACAUGUCUCCAAGGACAGGGUGACAGAUUGGGGAACAUUGAAUGGAGUCAUGGUGCCCUUGGAGAUCGUUCUGCUGAAAAAAGUUGGAUCUGGCUUCCGAGGUGUCAUUAAGCUGCUAGAUUGGUACGAGAGAGCGGAUGGAUUCCUCAUUGUCAUGGAGAGGCCAGAGCCGGUGAAGGACUUGUUUGAUUUCAUCACUGAGAAGGGGGCUCUGGAUGAGGAUACGGCUCGAGGCUUCUUCCGCCAGGUUCUGGAGGCAGUACGACACUGCUAUAGUUGUGGAGUGGUUCACAGAGACCUCAAAGAUGAGAACCUGCUUGUGGAUCUGAGGACUGGCGAGCUCAAGCUCAUAGACUUUGGUUCUGGUGCACUGCUCAAGGACACAGUCUACACUGAUUUUGACGGGACAAGAGUCUACAGUCCUCCAGAAUGGGUCAGAUACCACAGAUAUCAUGGAAGAUCAGCAACAGUGUGGUCAUUGGGUGUUCUUCUUUAUGACAUGGUUUGUGGGGAUAUCCCUUUUGAGCAAGAUGAGGAAAUUUUACGCGUCCGCUUAUACUUCAGAAGAAGAAUUUCCCCAGAGUGCCAACAACUUAUCAAAUGGUGCCUUUCACUGAGGCCUUCUGACCGACCAUCACUUGAACAGAUUUUUGAUCAUCCGUGGAUGUGCAAGAGUGAUCUAGUGAAAUCUGAGGACUGUGAUUUAAGACUAAGGACAAUUGACACAGAUGCAUCUAGCACAAGUUCAAGCAAUGAGAGUCUGUGA